Anolis sagrei ordinatus is the source of this 625-nucleotide messenger RNA. NCBI's taxonomy places the organism in Eukaryota, Metazoa, Chordata, Lepidosauria, Squamata, Anolidae. The record is from RefSeq and is a predicted model, not a curated record.
AUGAAAGCCUUCGACAACAAGCUGUGGAGAUCCCUGGUUUUCCCAAAAGGUUAUGAAUUUUCCAAAAGUUCUUGGGGUCUCUUCAAAGAGACAGACCAGUUGGAGGCCGAGCAAUCGAAGCUGCAAAAGGAGAUUGCGGAGCUGCAGAAGCAGAAAGAGCGCUUGGAGCUGGUGCUGGAAGCCCACCGUCCGGCCUGCAAAGUCCAAGGGCAGUCGCCGGGCAAAGAAAAAGAAGGUGGCGACCAGACGACAACAAUCAAGCAGGAAUCCCCUCCGGGGCCCAGUGUCCCACGCCGGGCCGCCCCAGUGCCUCCCAGCAUCACUUUACCGCCCAGCGGCCCCUUGGAGCCCGAAGCCCUGCACACCCCGACCUUGAUGUCCACCCCUUCCUUGACCCCCUUCACCCCGAGUUUAGUUUUCACUUAUCCGGCUCCCGGCGACCCCGAAGCACCGUCCGGUUCGGGAUUCCCGCAAGAGCCCUGCUCUUCUGCCCAUCGGCGCAGCAGCAGCGGCGACCAUUCCUCCGAUUCUCUCAAUUCGCCCACUUUGUUGGCACUCUAAGACAGUCAUCAUGGAGUACCGGGUGCCAGCUUUGCUUCUGCCUCGGGUCGUGGUUUGGACUGUC